AUGGUAGAUUCAAUCAACCGCAUUACAUCUGCUCUGGAAUCUGCCAGGGAGAUAACCCUUGAGGCAGCAGCGGUUGCGACGUCUCGCCUUGGUGAAUCGUCAUACCGGCGCUAUUCAAAGGGUCUUAGUCCUGAAGCUCUUCAUCAUCUGCUAAGUUCGAGAAACCCAAGAGAGGUCAAAGACGGAAUGAAGCGUAUAAUUUCAGUAAUGGCAUCAGGGGAAGAUACUAUUGGUCUUGAUUCAUAUUUCGCAGAUGUUGUCAAAAACGUUACAUCUGAAGACACGAAGAUCAAGAGACUCGUUGCAAUAUAUCUUUUACGUUUUGCUGAAAGUGACCCCGAUCUUGCUCUAUUGUCGAUCAAUUCCAUCCAAAAGUCUCUUUCAGAUGCUGAUCCGCAGGUAAGAAGCUUGUCUCUAAAGGUCCUUUCUGAUAUCAAGAUCCCGUCACUGUAUCCAAUCGUGUUGCAUUCGAUCAAAAAGUCGCUGACGGACUCCUCAGCCGUUGUACGUAGUACGGUUGCCACGGCGCUUCUAAAACUUUGCAGAGAACAAGGUGAAGAUUUGAGAGAUGAUGCCCUCUUGAUCCUUAAAGACUUGUUGGCAGAUGCCGAUGCGGAGGUUGUGUCAUCAGCCAUUCUUUUAUUGCAAGAAGUAUUCCCAGACAGGUUAGAAAUAUUGCAUGGCCAUUUUCGGCGCUACUGUACGCAGCUACCUCAGUUCACGGAAUGGUCCCAGGUUUCACUUAUAGAGCUAUUAACAAGAUAUUGUCGGACUUAUCUUCCCAAGCCUCUCAUAGUGGAUACCUCGGGCAAUUCAAAUUCAAUUCCACUACCUGAUGAGUAUAUUGCCAUUCCAUUUGCGGUUUAUGAAGUAGAUUUCGAUCCCGACUUGAAAAGAUUUCUGACUUCCCUGGAAAGCCUUGUUUUUUCACCUAAUGCAGCUGUGGUUGUCGCAAUUAGCAAAGCAUUCCUGCAAUUGUCUCCACCUUUAACUUUUAAGAAUUCUAAAAUAUCGCUUUCUUUGGUCAGAUUAAUUAGCUCCGGCGAAAACUCCGGACUAAGAGGGUUGAUUCUUCAAUGCAUUUUGCUAUACAGCUCCAUGGAUUCUACUCUAUUUCUGCCUUUCAUAAAGAAGUUUUACCUGCUCCCCUCUGAUGAUGUUGUCACAUCUGUAACGAAGUUGAAGAUCAUAUCUUUUCUGGUAAACAUAACUAAUGCUAACUCAGUUAUUUCAGAGUUGCAAUAUUACAUCAAGGCAGAAUCAGAUCCGCUCGUUAUUCAAGAGGCUUUGAAUACAUUGGCGGUAUGUGCCCAACUAUCUAAUGGUUUGUGCCUACGUGUUACUAAAUGGCUCUUGGCCAACAUGGGUAGCCAUACAGCAUCUUUGGUAAUGGAUGCUUAUGUUAAUGUCAUAAGAUACUUGAUACAAAAAGAACCGGCGCGCCACCUGACAACAAUGCUUAAGUUGUCGGCAAUACUAAAGGAUCAACCAGACCUCUCUGGAACUGCAAGAUCUGGAAUUAUCUGGCUUUUUGGAGAAUUUGCAGCCAUAAGGUUCGAUAUUUGUCCCGAUAUACUACGGGUUCUCAUUCCAAAUUUUUCCAGAGAGUGCAAGGACACUAGAUCUCAGAUUUUGUUGUUGGCCGCAAAACUGUUGUCGUACGAUAUUGACAAGCAUCAUAAGGAAUUCCCAGAAAUGGAAUAUGAUUUCACAAAUUCCAGAAUAUCUGAAAUGUUCCAAGCCGUCUUAUAUUUAGCGAAAUUUGAUGAUAACUUUGACAUCCGGGAUAGAGCUAGAACAUUUUCGUCGCUAUUUGAUAAAGGAAAGACGGAAAUUGCUGCACUCCUACUUCAAGCUCCGAAACCAUCGCCAAUAGCCUCAACCAUAUCUCAUUUGGUUGAGGGGACCGCUUCUUCCGAUUUGUCAUCUCUUGGCAUAGACAGUGAUUUGGAAGCCUUCUUCUACGUGCAUCCUUGGAACGUAGAUGUCAUACAGACUUCCGAUAGCGAUCCAAGAGCACCAACUCCACUGAAGGAUUAUUCGAGACUGAAAACUAGUUUCUCUUCUAAGUCAUAUUUCAAGGACUCUUUUGGAAUUGAACCAGAGACUGUUUCAGGGAGAUCCAUGACAAACACAUCUCCCAUUUCAAGCCCUUCGCCUACGUUCACAUCAUCUGGUGGAAGAAAAUAUCAGCUACAGAGUUUGGAUGAAUUUUUCUCCGAUGUUCCUGCUAAAUCUAAAAUGAAGAGGAGAGUUAUUGUUGAAGAAAGUUCUACCGAAGAUUCCGCAUCUGACUCUGAUGAUGACUCUAGUGAUGGAUCUUCCGACGACUCGGGUGAUGGGGAUUCCUCCUAUGAGGAGGAGAAUGAUGUCAGUAAUCCUCCCUCUUUCGGUGAAGAUAAAGAGUCAAAAUUGGGCUAA
Lachancea fermentati is the source of this 2421-nucleotide messenger RNA. The record is from the annotation of a GenBank genome assembly. Lineage: Eukaryota; Fungi; Ascomycota; Saccharomycetes; Saccharomycetales; Saccharomycetaceae.